UUGAGGAUGAAAACAGUCGCGGGCGGUCGUGAGCGGCUUCAUUUUGACUGGUGCGCCGCUGCGGCUGGGAGCCGAGCGGGAACGGGAGGUGGGGUGGGGGGGGAAGAGGAAGGCCGGCCGGCCACUUCAUGCCAGCCGCCAGCAAUACAAACACACGGAGAUCCGGACACCCCCAGCUCCCUUCUCUGUACCAGCACCACCGAGAACUGACAAACAGGCUGCCCCCGCCCCACCAUAAUGACAGUGUAAUUGGGCCGAGUUGUUUUUAAAUUCACUCCCCUGAUGUGUGUGUGGAGCCGCGGCGGUUAACUUCAUUCCCCUCACCCCCUUCCCCGCCGUCUUACUCUACUUGUUAAUUGCUCUUCUAUUUAUUUUUUUAAUUUAUUUCUUUUUUUUUAAUUCCCACCCAUCGUUCCCCCCCGGAAAAAAAACAUUGAACAUACGCCGCCCGUGGAGCCGACAGAUUUAUGUAUGAGAAGGUGCUGUUUAGGUGGAAUCGUGCUUGUUAUAGCUUUGGCAACAGAAGUAUCCAAAAUUCAGCAAUAAAAGAAUCAUCAGUAUGGCCAAAGAUAUUGGGGUAAUAGAAACUAAUGGCGAGAUCAAAGUUUUUACAGAUCAGAAUGUUAGCCCAGCAAAAAUUGCAUUAGUGACAGUAGCAUCUUCGCAUCUCACCACCCCAGGGAAACAAAUUUUGCCAAAAACAUUGGGGCUAUCAAAUGUUAGUAACGCUCCUCACAUGAUAAUUAGUACACCUCAACGGACACCAACAACACCUACUCUCUUAGUGGGAAGCCCCCAUGGUCCUAAUGUACACAUGUUAACUCAGGGUGAGACAUCGGACUCUUCUCCGUGGAGUACAGGUAAAAGGAACAAAAAGGGUGAAAAGAAUGGCAAAGGAUUACGGCAUUUCUCAAUGAAGGUUUGCGAAAAGUGCAGCAGAAAGACAACUACCUACAAUGAAGUAGCAGAUGAGCUGGUGGCAGAAUUCAGUAAUACCAACAACCAGGAAUCGGGCUCUGAUGAACAGGGGUAUGAUCAAAAAAAUAUAAGACGUCGUGUAUAUGAUGCAUUGAAUGUGCUCAUGGCAAUGAACAUCAUCUCCAAAGAGAAGAAAGAAAUCAAGUGGAUAGGACUUCCCACAAACUCAGCAGAGUGUCAGAAUCUUGAGAUGGAGAAGCGGAGGAAAAUGGAGAUGAUUAAACAGAAGCAGUUACAACUUAAGGAGUUGCUUCUGCAGCAAAUUGCCUUUAAGAAUCUGGUUCAACGAAAUCGCCUUGUAGAACAACAGUCUGGCAGGGUUCCUCCUCCUAAUACUGCCAUUCAACUGCCCUUCAUUUUAGUCAACACCAGCAAAAAAACAAUCAUAGACUGCAGUAUCUCUCCUGAUAAGUUUGAAUAUUUUUUUAACUUUGAUAAUACAUUUGAAAUCCAUGACGACAUUGAAAUUCUUAAGAGAAUGCGAAUGGCUUUUGGAUUGGAGUCUGGUGGCUGUUCUGUUGAUGAACUGAAGAUGGCUAAGAGCCUAGUACCCCAAGUCCUGGAACCAUAUGUAAUAGAAAUGGCUAAAGGAGUGCAAAAUGUUAACUCAGGCCCAAGUUUAGUAGGCAGCAUCUGCGUCUUCGUCAACCUUCCAGUCUAGCAGAGCAUUUGGUGCCAGUGAUGCAAUAGUAGCCUUACCAACUGAUACCGAAGUGGCCUUAGUGACUAGUCAAGCACAAGGAAGUUUCAAUGGUACACACUGUUCUGAUCCCAGAAUGGAGACUCCUAUGUCCUAUAUUGGUGAAGAUGAUGAUGAAGAUGAUGAUGAUGAUGAGGAGGAGUAUGAAUGAACUAGUGAUCAUUCUACAUUUAUUCCUACUUUCUGUUGCUUAAAAUGGCAUCUCUGGAAAGAACUGUCUCUGAGGCAGAGACUUUAGGAAUUGUUAUUUUGACUUGUGAGGGGUUUUAACUUAAUUCUAUUCUCUUCUAAUUUAAGCAUAAGAAACAUUGAAAACAGAAUUGUAGAGAUACUUUUCUGAACAUGAGAACAACAGUUGAAAAUUUUAAAAGGAAGUUUUUGCUUCUCUGAUCUACGAAGUGACUUGUUACUGCACCAAGUGCAGCUAUAAAAGCUACUAGUCGUUCAGUCACAUUUGGAGCAA
Messenger RNA from Pristis pectinata (smalltooth sawfish), 2141 nucleotides. Its product is annotated as transcription factor Dp-1-like. Gene Ontology annotation, cellular component: transcription regulator complex; nucleus. Lineage: Eukaryota; Metazoa; Chordata; Chondrichthyes; Rhinopristiformes; Pristidae. Gene Ontology annotation, molecular function: RNA polymerase II transcription regulatory region sequence-specific DNA binding; DNA-binding transcription factor activity, RNA polymerase II-specific. The record is from RefSeq and is a predicted model, not a curated record. Gene Ontology annotation, biological process: regulation of transcription by RNA polymerase II; regulation of cell cycle.